Messenger RNA from Pichia membranifaciens NRRL Y-2026, 2058 nucleotides. RefSeq lists its product as hypothetical. The record is from RefSeq and is a predicted model, not a curated record. Gene Ontology annotation, biological process: regulation of transcription by RNA polymerase II. The transcript has a single exon. Gene Ontology annotation, molecular function: DNA-binding transcription factor activity, RNA polymerase II-specific; RNA polymerase II transcription regulatory region sequence-specific DNA binding. The coding region runs from base 1 to 2058 and encodes 685 amino acids. Lineage: Eukaryota; Fungi; Ascomycota; Pichiomycetes; Pichiales; Pichiaceae. Gene Ontology annotation, cellular component: nucleus.
AUGUCCCUGGCCGCAACCUCAGACUUGACCCACUUCCACCUCCACUCCCUGCAACUGCCCGGCGACAACAGCUCCACAGCGUCCGCCGCAGCAAAGCCCUCCGACAAACCCAAGUUCAACUCCCUCCACGCGUCCGCCAACAUGGGCCCCAACGCCUCCGCCCCGGCAAACAGCACCAGCAGCACCCCGCAGCUGGGCAUCAACCACCUCAGCAUGGCCAACAUGGCCAGCAUGGCCAGCAUGGCCAGCAUGGGCCAGCUCAACAUGAACGUCAACGUCAACCAGCAGUUGAGCCACCUCACCCAGCUCGGCCAGCUCGGCCAGCUCGGCCAGCUCAACAUCAACCCGCUCAACUCAAUCAACUUCCCCGUCAACAACAUCGCCUCAAACUCCUCCUCCUCGCCCCAAAACCAGACCCAACCGCUCGCAAACGGAACCGCCUCCGCCUCCGCCAAUGGCAGCAGCAACUCCUCGGUCUUGCCAACCAUCCUUCCGCCUCCCCUAGUCAUCGGCAAAUCCGGCCAAUCCCAAAACUCCAAAGUCUCCUCCGCCUCCUCCCCAAACUCCCCAAUCCCCAAGAGCAGAUCUCUGGAUCACUCCCAACUGCACCAGAUCAACAGGCUGAACUCAAAUGACGAAAUACCCCUAUCCAACGCCGUCAACCUCAACAUGAACCAAGGCCAGACCGGUAUAAAAAAGUCGGCUUCGCCGCUAGAGUCAAACCAGGCGCAAAACAACUCAAACAUGGUCAUGCUCCCACCCUUGGCCACCCCGUACAUGUACAACAUGGCUAAUGGCAACGCUGCCAACGGCGCAAAUGGCAACUCUUCCGCAGCCAAUGGUGGCAUCAACUCCUCGGGCAACGCUGCUGGUGAGUCAAUCAUGGUAAACACCAAUGGCAACAGCAACGGCAACAUGUCAAACAUCGGCAAGUCCCCGCAGCUAGCCUCAAACUCGAGUGCUUCAAACUUGCCUCCACUGUUCCGACUCUCGCAUGAUGCUUCCCUACCUCACCAACAUUCAAACUUACAACAUCAAAAUCAACUGCAACAGCAUCAGCAGCAACAGCAACAGCAACAUCAGCAACAUCAGCAACAUCAGCAACAUCAGCAACAUCAGCAUCAGCAACAACAACAGCAACAGCAGCUGCAACAACAGCAGCAACAACAGCAACAACAACAGCAACAGCAACAGCAACAACAACAGCAACAGCAACAACAACAUUCCAUGUCAACAGUCUUCAACACCUAUAACGGUUUCAACUCUUUCAACAACUAUCCAUCCUACACCUCCUUGCAGCAUAACUUUGACUCUCCUCUGCCAUUCAAUUCCAUCUCAAACAACCAUUAUAUCACUUCGCUCGAUAGUAAUGGCAACGCCAAUGGCGCCAACCAAAUAGCAAACGCCAAUAACAACAAUAGCCUCCACAGUAUCCACCCCAUUGGUCAUGCAAACGGCAGCUCCGGCAUGCACUCCAUCAAGAGAUCUUCUUCUGUCGCAGGAUUAGACCAUAACAUCAACAACAGCACAAACUCGAUCUCCUCGGCCAGCUCCUCGUCGUCGCUUCCGGCUGCAAAGCCGGCCCACCAGCCGAGAAAGAAAAGAGAAUGCCCUAUCUGCCACAACUUCUUCUCCAACUUGACCACCCACAAGACCAUCCACAACAAAGACUCAAAGCCGUUCAUCUGCUCCACCUGUAACAGGGCCUUCAAAAGACUCAACGACUUGAUCAGACACGAGAAGUGCCAUCUGUCUCAGCUGGGCGAGUGGGAGUUCCAGUGUCCUUAUCAUCCCGGCGCAGACCUCCUCAGGUCGAACCGCGGCGAAAUCUGCCACCACACAGGCUUCUUCACCAGAUGCGACACCUACAAGAACCACCUGAAGGCCAUCCACUUCAGAUACCCUCCAAACACCCUAAAGAGUGAACGGUUGAGGGUGAGCGGCCAUUGCAGAGAGUGCGGGGGCUACUUCGACAACGUUCAAGAGUGGCUUUCGAAACACAUAGAAACCAACCAAUGCCCGAAGAUGAUAAACCCAAGUGAGCGGAAAAGAAGAUAG